Malassezia globosa CBS 7966 is the source of this 519-nucleotide messenger RNA. RefSeq lists its product as uncharacterized. The record is from RefSeq and is a predicted model, not a curated record. Lineage: Eukaryota; Fungi; Basidiomycota; Malasseziomycetes; Malasseziales; Malasseziaceae. The transcript has a single exon. Bases 1 to 519 code for a protein of 172 amino acids.
AUGCCAACGCCCACAGAGGAACUGGAGCGAAUGAGUGCAAAAAUAUGGGAACUUUUUGGCGAGAACGUGCGCUAUGCAGCGCCUGGAUGUACAUCGGCCUCGUUCCCCGACACAUUCAAAGUGUUGCGCGCGCUGGAGCAGGGAGCUCCGAACGAUGCCGACACAGCUGGCAUCACCGGGGAUGCAUCCAACCCGACGGUGCCGCCGAGCAUAGGCACCAUAAUGAUGGCACAUGUCCUGCUCCUGCUCAUGCGGUCGCAAGCACCUCACACACUCCCUUUGCCUAUGAUCAAAAGCUACAGCGAUAAUUGGUGGAAGCAAGAGGGUCAGGACCAGGUCCGUGCUGGUGUCGAGAAGCCAGCGACUCGGAAUCCGCUCGUUCAACAGCUGGGGAUCGAUGCAUCGGAUCUCGAGCAGACCGGCGAUGCACUGGCUACACGCGCCGUCUACGGCCUCGUUGCUAAGAAGAUCCUGCGUAUUCAGCGGGCGGGCGGUGCUGCCAAUGUGCGCUUUGCCUAG